Molecule: messenger RNA, 7583 nt
Organism: Patella vulgata (common limpet)
Lineage: Eukaryota; Metazoa; Mollusca; Gastropoda; Patellidae
Product: E3 ubiquitin-protein ligase UHRF1-like
Exons: 1
Coding region: 354-2648 (764 amino acids)
Biological process (GO): protein ubiquitination; negative regulation of gene expression via chromosomal CpG island methylation
Molecular function (GO): ubiquitin protein ligase activity; protein binding
Source: RefSeq, a predicted model, not a curated record
UCAAAUCUAACUUUAUAUUAAUAAAGGACGUGAAUCAAUAUCAAACCCUAUUUGAAUUAAAACAAUGUAAUGACUUCUGUAUUUUUUAUACACCUAUCACUAUUAAAAACAGAACCAUAUAGACUGGAUUCAGAAAUAUACAUUUUGUGGCCUGUCAGAGUCAGAAAAUAAUUUUCAGAUAAAGCAUGAUAUCCGAAUCGCGUCAACCUUUUGAACUAAUCCACUUGAGAUUUAUUAUUUCCUGUCACGUGACCGUGUUUCCCGCCACUUUAUGUACCUCCAUGUGAAGCGAUUGUUUACAAAAAGCUUCUCUUGACUUUUGUAAGAAUCUCAAAAGCUUGACAGCUUUUAAAAUGUGGAUUCAAGUACGGAGCAUCGAUGGGAAAAAGACAGUCAGGGUUGACGAUUUGUCUAAGCUGACGAAAAUAGAAGAUCUACGAAAGAAAUUGAUCGAACCAUUUGAAGCUGAAACUGAUUCGCAAAAACUUUUUUUUCGCGGAAAAAUUCUGGUCGAUGGUCAUUCACUGUUUGAUUAUGAUGUUGGCCUCAAUGAUUUGGUACAGAUUAUGGUUCGAAAACCAAUAAUCGAAACCAACAAUAAUGUCGCCGAUGGAGACGAAUUAGAAUCAUCCGAUAAAGAAAACCAAAAACCGGAGACGCCCGAAAAGGCCAACUCUGAUAUCGAGGAUGAAGAAGUUGGCGAUAUCGAGGGAAAUAUUUAUAAAGUUGGGGAUAUAGUUGACGCCAGAGAUCUGUCAAAUGGAGCCUGGUUUGAAGCUAAAAUUACAAAAGUUACUAAAGAUAAUUCCGAAAGCGCUACAAAGGCCGAGUCCGAUGACAUCACCGAUACGAAUAAAAGGGAUGAAUCGGACGGUUUUCUGUAUCAUGUUCAGUACGAGGGCUAUGAAGAGGUUGAACAAUUAAAGCUUAAAAAUGUCAGACCUCGUUGUAAAAAUGUCAUCAAGUUUCCAAAUAUUGAAAUUGGUCAGAAUGUGAUGGCUAACUACAACUGUGAAGAUCCCACAGAAAGAGGAUUCUGGUACGAUUGCCUUAUAACUGGUAAAAAAGAAAACAAAUCGAAAGAACUUUUAGCUACUGUAUACGCAGGAGUCGAUCUUACACCUCUUGAAGACUGCAAAUUAGUUUUCCCUAACGAAGUGUUCAGCAUUGAAUCCGCUGGAAGUCAGAUAAACGAAAAAGAUAUAGAUUUAAACGAUGCUACGUCAACUCCCACGAUGCGGAAAAACAAGAUAGAAUGCGAGAAAUGUCGUGAUAAUCCUAGGGUGAAGUGUAAAGAAUGUGCUUGCAGCGUGUGCGGAGGAAAGCAAGAGCCGGAGAAACAGAUACUGUGUGACGAAUGCAACAAAGCUUAUCAUUUAUUCUGUAUGAAUCCCCCAUUGACCAAAGUCCCGGAAGAAGAUGAAUGGUAUUGCGCAAACUGUAAAAAUGACGAAACUGAAGUCGUGAGAGCUGGAGAAAAACUGAAGCAGAGUAAAAAGAAGUCUAAGAUGGCGUCUGCUACUUCUAAGUCGAGUCGUGAUUGGGGAAAAGGCAUGGCAUGCGUAGGUAGAACGUCACAAUGUACUAUCGUGCCGCCGAACCACUUUGGUCCCAUACCUGGAAUUGAAGUAGGUAUGAUGUGGAAGUUUCGCGUACAAGUCAGUGAAGCAGGCGUCCACAGACCUCACGUUGCAGGGAUUCACGGUCGGGAAGACGAAGGCUCAUAUUCUAUCGUUUUAUCCGGCGGCUACGAAGAUGACCAUGACGGAGGUGAUGAAUUUACGUACACAGGAAGUGGAGGACGAGAUUUAUCCGGGAAUAAAAGAACAGCAGAACAGUCAUGUGAUCAGUUAUUGACACGAAUGAAUAAAGCCCUCGCUAAAAAUUGUAACGCGUCGAUAAACGUGAAAGAUGGCGCUGAAGCUAAAGACUGGAAGGGAGGUAAGCCAGUUCGGGUCGUCAGAAAUUGUAAAGGCAGAAAACAUUCCAAAUACGCUCCAGAAGAAGGCAAUCGCUAUGAUGGAAUUUACAAAAUCGUCAAAUAUUGGCCAGAAACGGGUAAAUCAGGAUUCAUAGUUUGGCGUUACUUGUUAAGAAGGGAUGACCAAAACCCAGCUCCGUGGACCUCAGCUGGUAAAAAGAAAAUUAAGAGUUUGGGCCUGGAAAUGAAAUAUCCAGAUGGUUACCUCGAAACGCUGAAAGAAAAAGAGAAAGAUAAGGAAGAAAACCAGGGAAAGGGAAAGAAACGAAAGCAGUCCGUGGAGUCACCUACUAGCACCCCUAAAAAGACAAAAAUCUCGGCUUACACACUGCCGGCAGAUCUUCAAAAAUUGGUGAAGGAAGACGAUAAAAAUAAGAAAAUUUGGGACGAGGCUUUAAUUUCAAGUGAAGAGGGAAAGGCUAAAUUUCUACAAAGUGUUGAAGAUCUGUUUACAUGUAUUUGUUGCCAAGAAAUUGUUUUUAAACCUGUAAGUCUGGACUGUUCUCAUAAUGUCUGUAAGUCUUGUUUAUCCAGAUCAUUCAAAGCUCAAGUGUAUUCUUGUCCCGCAUGUCGUCACGAUCUAGGGGAGAAAUAUCCGAUGGAGGUGAAUGCCCCGUUGUCGAAAGUGCUCUGCUCCCUGUAUCCAGGUUACGAGGCUGGGCGUUGAUGUGAAUAGAUUUUAUGACGUUUUAUUUCAAUUCAAUAAGCUGACAUCUCCACUUGAAUAUCACUAUUGUGCCGCAGCUUGCAAACCAUUACAAGAUGUUUUAAUUCAACUCAAUAAGCUGAAAUCUCCACUUAGCUAUCACUGCCGCAGCUUACAGGCCAUCUCAUAUCUCCACUUACAAUAUAGCUGUCACUGCUGCAGUCUUUUAAUUUUGAAUCAUUUAGCUGAUACAGUAUCUUUGCUUAACUAUCACAGCUGCAGCUUGCAGAUCGUUACAAGUCUUUUUGGGGUCGUUAUUUGAUUGACAGUUGUCGUAUAGAUGAUUCAAAACAUGUACAAACAUCAAUUCACAUUCUGAAAAAUGAGAAACUAAUUCACAAUUAUUUCAUUAUGGACUUUUGUUCUGUAACAUAAAUGAAUAACAUAGUAGUCUGAGUUAUUUUCACAUUUAAUUAAGAAUAGAAAAUCAAAAUGUCAAUGGUAAAUAAUCUCCUGGCUUCAAUACAGUUGAAUUGAAAAGAAACCAUGAAAAGAUUUUAGCAACGACAGUUACUGUAGUGGCUUGGGUAGACCAUAUCUCGUUUAUACAUGUAUCGUCUUUAAACCAAAUGUUGACAAAUUGUCAAUCCCAUGAUGUACACAUAAUUUGUAAACUGAACGAAAUUCAACCAACUUUUAGACUUCAGAAAUGAUGACCAGAUACUUAAUAAAAUAUUUCAAUACACAGUUUUAUUCUUUAACGAAAAAAAUUAUAUUAUUAACAAUUGAAUAUCAUCCUCUUUCUGGUCACAUUAAAUUCAUCAGGCAUUUAUUUCUUAGUUUUUUCAAUAUUUUUAUCUUAUCAUGGUCAGUUGUGCAUUUAUUUUUAAAUUAAAUCAGUACUCAUGGUAUUUCCACAUAUCUAAAACUAACAGGUCUGGAAAUAACCAUACAAAAUGACAGUCACCAUUAAACUGGAAAUAACUUAUUACCAGACAUGUAUAAAGACAAAGGCCUUGUGUGUGAUACAACCCCUGAAUUUGUGUCUGACACUGUCUGUGACUGGUGCUGUAUUUCCAGGCUUGUAUUGGUAUAGAUGUUACCUGUAUGCAUGCUAUAAAUUGAUAUAUGUGCUGUAGAAUAUGAUGAAAAAUGUAUAAUUGAUUUAGAUUUUAAUUUCCAUUGUAAACAAAGUUAUUAUUUGUUGUUAUUCAUUGUUUUAAUAGAAUUAACUGUAUAUAUAUCCACAUGUGUGUAUAAAUUUAUAAUUGAUAGUCAUGUAGAAACUUUAUAUUAUAUAAUUAGUUUUAUAAACCAUAGUUGUUAAUUUACCUUUAUAUUACCUGACCGACUCCUUAUUAAAUUCAUUCAAUGAUACAUGUAACUGACAAUACCAGGACAUAAUUCUGUGAAAAAAAGUUACUGUUAUGUUUUGUUGUUUUCAGCAACAUUUAGUAACUGAAUGAGAACAUACGACACAAUUAUAUGAAAUGCAAGUUACUUAAACAUACAACUUAAACAUACAUUAUGCAAGAGCUAAAUCUGUCUAUUGCAGGUCUUUCGUUAGGCCUGAAAUGUUAUCUAAAUUAUUAAUUAGACAUUAAUUAACCUAUCCAGGCCAUAAUCAACUCUCGAUGGCAGCACUAGCCUGCAAUCUUUAGUGGAUUGUGAGCCGAUUUACUGCAAAACUUUCCUUCUUGAUAUAAUGAUUAAAUGGAUAAUUGAGACUAUGCUGUUUAUUGGACUGACUUUAGUAAUGAUGACCAAGGCUAGGGGGAAAUUUCAGUUGCUUAGUUCUCGGUUCAUAGUGGAUCAAUUUGAAUGAAAUUUUCAGCAAAUUACCUUUACAUUAUCUAGUUUUUAACUAUUAUAGUGAGAACUUCCAACUCGUUACCGAAUCUCCCAUAAUGUAUCUUUAAAAGAUUGUUUCUGGCGACAUUUCGAUGAGGGUUAUCUCAUAUUUAUCAAUCAAAAAAUGAUGAAAGACGAGAGAAGUCCGAGAACCCUUGUUGAAACAUUACCAGAAAUAAACUUUAAGUAGCUUGUAUUCUAUAUAAUUGUGUUAUUCUGUUAUAUUACUAUUCCAUGGUUGUACGUGACAAGGAGUAGGGUCACCUAUCCAACCUCGUGGGUUUUCUCUGGGUCCUCCAGUUUCCUCUCACUGCUAAAGACCCCUAUGCACAAGUGAAUUAUUGAAAUAAAAUUGAACCAUAUGUUAGUUCCAAACUGACCUAGUUUGUAUUGAGUGGACAUUAAACCCCCAUCUCUCCCUGUUAUAUUCUUCGCAUUACUGUAAAUCUUGAAUCAUAAUGUGAAUAGGGGAAAAAGGCUACACUCCAAUAUGAUAAUUUGUAUUUAUUUUAGUUCUGUGAAAAUAAAUUUACUUGUUUAAGCAUUUGUCUAGAAGAAUAAUUAAACCCUGUUACUAUGGUGCAUGUGGUAUAAAAAUAAAAUGGUGUAUUAUAUAUCAAUUAAUAAUCCAAUAAAAGUGCUCAUUUUCAUAUUUUUAAUUAUUCAUUAUACAUCUACUAUAUUUAAUGUACAUGUAUGUCAUGCUUGAUGGAAUGGCAUUGCCAUUCAUGCUUGACAGAAUGGCAUUGUCGGUCAUGCUUGACGGAAUGGCAUUGUUGGUCAUGCUUGACGGAAUGGCAUUGUCAGUCAUGCUUGACGGAAUGGCAUUGUCGGUCAUGCUUGACGGAAUGGCACUGUCUGUCAUACUUGACGGAAUGGCAUUGUCAGUCAUUUUAAAUUGGAUGUUACCCUAAAACACACUAAAUACUGUAAAGUUAGGUGUUGAUAUAGUCAUAUGAAAGGCCCCGGGGAAGAAUGAUCUAAGUCACUUUUUCAACGAACCCCAGUUAAUAGUGCCAUCUGGUAGCAAAUUGUAUAAGCUUUCUGUGGAACAUUAGAUUUCAGGUAAAAAUGAUCGGAGUCACAUCGAACCAAGGCCCUUCUGAAAUGGCCUCCCGGACAAAUGCGUCCAUCGUACUCUUUAUUUCACCUUAAUUUGGCUGAAAAGUGGAAGUUAGUUGUUGUACUGGUAAUUAUGAUUGGUAUUAAACAUCAUUUUGAAGUUGUUGUUCUGUUCGCGUCAAGCAUUCUCAUCCAAAAGUCUGUUUUGCCUUUUAUGCGAAAAGACAAAAAUGUGACUUAGAUCGUUCUUCCCCAGGACUCUUCACAUUCUUUGAUAAAAAUGUUUGACUAAUGUGAAAUCUAACUUGGGUGUGGUGUAAUUGUGCUGUUUUAAUGGGAGUGUAAUGGUUAGGAUAAAACGGUCUGUUUAGAUUAGAUAAUGAGUGUCAGGCUUAAAUAUUUUUACUUUCCCAAAGUAAUUACAUGUAACAAACAAAAUAAUUACCUUAAAAUAAAGUUGUAAACCAGAAUGCGUGUUGUAUCAUAAGGUCUGUCAUUGAGUCAACUGGCGGGGUUUCGAUUCCCUGGUUGUACGUGACAAGGAGUAGGGUAGCCUAUUCAACCUAGUGGGUUACCUCCCACUGCUAAAGACCCCUAUGUGCAAGCAAAUUAUUGAAAUAAAUGGCCGAGUUUGUGUCAAGUGGACUUAUACCUCAUCUCUCUCUCUCUCUCCCACUAAUACAACAGAACUACACGAUACCCGGAGGGAUUUGUAUUUUAAUGCACGAACCCAUGAGUGCUGAGAACAGGAACAAAAGCUACUCAUUUUGAUCUUGGGAUCGACACCCUUCAAAAAAAAAAAAGCCUAAUGCUCUGCCAAUUCAAGUAGGAUCGAAAUGAAACUUGGUAUGCCCAUUCCUUGGACAAUUGUGCAUCGAUUGAUGAAUUUCAAGUGUUGAUAUGACAUGACAGUUUGAGAUUAUAUAAUCUUGUUAUUUUAUUAUCAUACUGUUAAUGCUUUAUUCAGGGAUAGAUAUCAUAUAUUAAGUCAAUGGUUUAUUAUAAGUGUAUAUCAAUAAAUAAAAUAUAUCAUUAAUUAUUUUACCCAAAAUAUAACUCAUUCACUAGUCUUUGUUUACGUCAACUUGCUGAUACAAUCGUAUGUUAGUCUCGUAAUGACACAGUUUGUCAUGGAUUCCUUUUGAUACUUGCAUGUUUCAGACCGUAACUUCCUGGGUUAUAUAUUUGUUCUCUGUCCAUCUCUUGCAAAUUAUUGGCGUAAUUUUGCAUGGCACCGUUUUUAAUCCUGGAAGUCUGUCAUCCAUAGAAAAAGUUUUAGACCUGCUGUGUUCGUCAUUACUUGGAACCAUAUCAAAGCAUGUACUGGUACUUUUUUAUUUUUUAUUCCCCGCCUAUCAAAAUUUAAAAGAAGCAGAGGACUAUUAAAUUGUGUUUAUAUGUCUGCCACGCUUGUUACAACUUUUGGGACACAAAAAUUCUGCUUCUAAUUGAGCUGAAGUGUUUUAAAGGACAAUAUUGGUGUCAGUCAUUACGCAUGUGAUAGAACUAGUUAAUUUUAACAAAGAGAUUGCUAUGAUAGAUGCGUAUUGAAGAUUUCAAGAAAGGGAAGUGAUGGAGAAAAAAAAAAGAAGUCCAUGCAUUACCAUGUUUUUAAGUAUAGAAUGAAUAAAAACAAGGAAAUGUACGGACUAUUUCCAUUUUUCUCGUUCCCCCUUAUCUAGUGACUUUGGUCUUCGAAGGAAUUAUUAGUGAGCAGAAAUUCGCCUGUGUAUCUGUUAUCACUUGUGACUUCAGUCAGUUAUAUAGAAGGAUAAUUUGUGUUUUGCGUUUGUUUAUCAUUUCCCUUUCUUGAAAUCUUCAUAAGGCAUCUAUCAUAGCGAUGAUCUGUGUGUUAAAAUUAUAUUUGGAACAUGUUUAACCAGUUCUAUCACAUAUGUGAUAAUGACUGACACCAAUAUUGUCCUUUAAACUGGGUGUAGAUGCUAGUUAGGUAAAUAACUUGAUAGGAUAGUGUGAUUUAUUGAAACGGCUUCACUGUUAUAUUGGUUUGUUUCUAAAUGAAUAAAUUUAUCUUAUAGAGUU